GUGCUUCGUGUACCAAAGAAUCCCCUUUCCAUCAAAACCUGAGCUCUCAGCCUUGCAUUAAGAUGGGAGACGCCAAACUAUCCUCGUUGUCCACCUAUGGACUGCAGUGGUGUUUCAAGCAGCUAGGCAAAGAAGAGUUUGAGACAUUUAAGGAAUGGCUCAAGGAAAGCACAUCAGAACUUGCAACAUGCUCUUUCCCCCUGGCCGAAGUGGAUGAUGCCAAUUCAGAGCAUCUCACCUCCCUCUUGCAUGAGCAUUACAAAGACUCUUUUGCCUGGAAGAUCUCCAUCGACAUCUUUGAAAAGAUGCACCUGUCUGCACUCUCUGAGAUGGCAAGGGAUGAGAUGAAAAAAUAUUUACUGGCUGAAAUAGCAGAAGAUUCUAUACCAGCAAAGACUGACCAAGGUCCAAGUCUGGAAGAAGUGCCAGGCCACAGUGAUGACCAACAGAACUACAGGACACAUGUGAUGACAAGAUUCUCCCCGGAGCUGGACACACCCCACGGUUCGGAGCAUUUUGCCUUUGACCGUCAAGAGACACACUUGCUGUCGGGGGCUUUUAGCCCAGACCAGGGGGGCUUCCGGCCUCACACGGUGGUUCUGCACGGAAAGCCAGGCGUCGGGAAGUCGGCGUUGGCCAGAAGGAUCUUGCUGUGGUGGGCGCAGGGGAAACUCUACCCGGGCAUGUUCUCCUAUGGCUUUUUUCUCAGGGCCGGAGAGAUGCAGUGGGUGAGGGAGAGCAGCUUGGCAGAGCUCAUCGCCAGGGAGUGGCCAGAGUCCCAGGUGUCUGUGGAAGAGAUCUUGUCCCAACCAGAAAGGCUCUUGUUGGUGGUGGACGGGUGCGAGAACCUGGACCUGGCCCUCGAAGACGACAACUCACAUCUCUGUGGCGACUGGGCAGAAAAGCAGCCCACGUCCCUCCUGCUGCGCCGUCUGCUAAACAAAAUCUUGCUUCCUGAGUGCUCCCUGAUCAUCACGGUCAGAGACGGGGGCAUAGAGAAGCUCCAGCCCCUGCUUCUAUCUCCCCGUUACCUGUUGGUGGAGGGACUCUCGGUGCAGAAAAGGAUGCAGGUGCUUCUCGCGCAUGGGAAGCAUGACCAUCCACAGGGGCCAGCCUGGUUGCCCUCGGUGGUGGACAACCAUGAACUGUGGGACAAGUGCCAGGCGUCCGCCGCAUGCUCACUCAUCGGCGAGGCUCUGAAGCUGCAGGAGGCUCCAGGGAAGAGCCUUCCCGCUUGCCAGACCCUCACGGCCUUGUAUGCCACGUUCCUGUUCCAUCAGCUUACCCCAAAAGAUGCAUCCCGGUGCUGUCUGAGUCAGGAAGAGAGAGCCGCCCUGAAGGGCUUGUGCAGGCUGGCAGUGGAGGGCGUGUGGGAGACCAAGUUUGUGUUCCCCAGCGAGGACCUGGCCAUGCACGGGCUGAAGGAGCCCGAGCUCUCGGCCCUGGUUCAUGGGAGCAUCCUGGUCCAGGAUACCCGCAGCCAGAAGUGCUAUGCCUUCCUGCACCUGAGCCUCCAGGAGUUCUGCGCUGCCUUGUACUACAUCCUGGAAGGCUUGGAAACCAAGCACGACCCCUUCCCUCUGUUCACCGGGAACAUGAAGAGUUUGAUGGAACUCAAACAAAUCGACUUCAGCGUCCACCUGGUCCAGGUGAAGAGGUUCUUGUUUGGCCUCGUGAGUGAAGGCAUGACGGGGACACUGGAAGCCCUUCUCGGAUGUCCCGUCCCCCUGGUGGCAAAGCAGGGGCUUCUCCACUGGAUCUCUUUACUGGGCCAACACGCUGACACCAUCACCCCACUAGACUUCCUUGACGCCUUCCACUGCCUUUUCGAGACCCAAGACGAGGAGCUGGUUCGCGUGGCGCUGACCGGCCUCCAGGAAGUGUGGCUUCCGGUACACCGCGCGAUGGACUUCGUAGUGUCUUCUUUCUGUCUCCAGCAUGGCCGGGAUGUACAGAAAAUCCGGUUGGAUGUCAGAGGGAUCCCAAAGGAUGAAGGUGCUGAGGCGUGGUCCAGGGCGCCCCACGGGCUGCAGAUCAAGACCCUUGAUGAACACUGGGAAGAUCUCUGCUCUGUGCUCAGCACCCACCCAAACCUCCAACAUCUCGACCUGAGUGGCAGCAUCUUGAGUGAACAGGCCAUGAAGACCCUCUGCAUUAAGCUGAGGCAACCAACCUGUAAAAUAAAGAAUCUCAUAUUUAAAAGUGCCCAGGUGACCCCCGGUCUCCGUCACCUCUGGGUAACGCUCGUUAUCAACCGUAAGAUUAAAUACCUGGACCUGGAAAGCACUCGCCUGAAGGAGGAAGACGUUGUGAUGGCUUGUGAAGCCAUAAAGCACCCCAACUGCCAGCUGGAGUCUCUGAGGUUGGAUCGCUGUGGAUUAACCCACAGCUCUUGUCUGGCGCUUUCCCAAGUCCUUGUUACAUCCGUCAGCCUGAAGUCCCUCAGCCUGGCAGGAAACAAGGUGACAGACCCGAGCAUAAAGCCACUCUGCGAUGCCCUGAGGUCUACACAGUGCACUCUGCAGAAGCUGAUACUUGGGGACUGUGGCCUCACAGCUGCCGACGGCCAGGAUCUGGCCUCAGCCCUCACCAAGAACCAGAGCUUGACACACCUGUUUCUGGCCAGCAACAGCCUGGGGAGCGAAGGCGUGAACCUGUUGGGUCGAGCCAUGAAACUUCCCAACUGCAGUCUGCAGAGGCUGAUACUGAAUGCCUGCAACCUGGAUGUGGCUGGCUGUGGCUUCCUUGCAUUUGCACUUAUGGGCAACCGACGCCUGACGCAUCUGAGCCUCAGUGUGAACCCCUUGGAGGAUGAUGGGAUGAAGCUUCUGUGUGAGGUCAUGAUGGAGCCGUCGUGCCAUCUCCAGGACCUCGAACUGGUGAAGUGCCAGCUCACUGCCACUUGCUGCAAGAGCCUGUCCCACGUGAUCACAAGAAAUAAACACCUGCAGAGCCUGGACCUUGCCGCCAACGCCCUGGGCGACAAUGGGAUUGAAGUGCUGUGCGAGGGACUGAAGCAGAAGAAUUCUCUGAGGAGACUUGGGCUGGAGGCGUGUGAGCUGACCUCGGGUUGCUGUGAGGCCCUCUCCUCCACCCUCUCUGGCAGUGAGCGCCUGACGAGCCUGAACUUGAUGCAGAAUAAUUUCAGUCUCGGAGGAAUGACAAAGCUGUGCUCAGCCUUCGCACAGCCCACCUGUGAUCUACAGAUGCUUGGGCUGUGGAAAUGGCAGUAUCCUGCUCAAAUGAGAAGGCUUCUGGAGGAGCUGCAGCGACUCAAGCCACAGAUGGUUAUUGGUGACCAUUGGUAUUCUUUUGCUGAAGAUGACAGAUACUGGUGGAAAAACUGAAUCCAAGGA
Phacochoerus africanus (Common warthog) is the source of this 3356-nucleotide messenger RNA. RefSeq names its product NLR family pyrin domain containing 5 (gene NLRP5). The record is from RefSeq and is a predicted model, not a curated record. Lineage: Eukaryota; Metazoa; Chordata; Mammalia; Artiodactyla; Suidae. Gene Ontology annotation, biological process: regulation of inflammatory response. The transcript has 11 exons. Gene Ontology annotation, cellular component: nucleus; cytosol; mitochondrion. The coding region runs from base 63 to 3347 and encodes 1094 amino acids. Gene Ontology annotation, molecular function: protein binding.